CACUACUUCCGCAUCACCAUAGUGUAGUUACAUCAGUAUAGCUAGCUCCGGGGUUUAUGAAAGGACAGUAUCAUUAUGGAAGUAACGCUCUGACUAAAGUAAGACCGUGACCUUAGGCAGAAGGAUCCUUGUCUGAAACCAUGUUGGCACGGCUCUUCAGGCUCCACGGCCUGUUCGUGGCUUCCCACCCAUGGGAAGUAAUAGUGGGUACCCUUGCUCUUACCGUUUGCCUAAUGUCAAUGAACAGUCUGGCAUCCACGAACCAGGUGUGCAGCUGGAAUGAGUGUCCAAAGCUCCAGGAGAAAACCCAGAGCAGUGACAUUGUAAUCUUAACUAUCACACGCUGCAUGGCCAUCGUUUACAUCUAUUUCCAGUUCAGGAAUCUUCGCCAACUGGGAUCCAAAUAUAUACUGGGUAUUGCUGGGUUAUUCACAGUAUUUUCCAGCUUUGUUUUCAGCACAGUGGUAAUUCAUUUCUUUGGGAGAGAACUAACAGGCCUCAAUGAAGCCCUGCCAUUCUUCCUUCUACUUAUCGAUCUCUCAAAAGCCUGUGCACUGGCCAAAUUUGCCCUCAGCUCACACUCUCAGGAGGAGGUUAGAGAGAACAUUUCAAAGGGCAUGGCUAUUCUGGGCCCCACCUUCACCCUGGAUGCUCUUGUUGAGUGUUUGGUUAUUGGAAUUGGCACCAUGUCUGGUGUGCCUCAACUAGAGAUCAUGUGUUGUUUCGGAUGCAUGUCUGUUCUGGCCAAUUAUUUUGUCUUCAUGACCUUCUUUCCUGCAUGUGUCUCUCUCGUUCUGGAGCUAUCACGAGAAAGUCGCGAGGGUCGCCCUAUCUGGCACUUUUCACCUGUGUUGGCUGAAGAGGAAGACAAUAAGCCCAACCCUGUUACCCAGAGGGUUAAAAUCAUUAUGUCUUUGGGUCUUGCCUUGGUCCAUGCCCAUACUAGACUAGCAGCUGAGAAUCCAGGACAGAAUCGCACUGUUGAGGGGCGUAUAUCUAAGACACUGCACUCUGAUGGCACCAUAGGGAUGGGACCUUUUAAUCUCACCAGUAUGGACCUGGAACAAGUGAUUACUCUCAGCCUGGCCCUGCUCCUGGCUAUGAAGUAUGUCUUCUUUGAGCAAACAGAGGCAGAGUCUUCCUUAUCCCUAAAGAGCCCCAUUAUGGGCUCCCUUCCCUCUCAGAAGCACAGGAUGGGAGGGGAGUUUUGCAGGAGAGACACUCCAGCCUCGAAGUCUUAUGUUCCUAUGAAUAGUAGCCCAGCAACCAUCCCUACCUCUGCAGCUGUGGCAGGCCCACAGUCUUCCCCAGAGGCAGACAGAAACAAGGAGACACCUCCAACAGCCUCAGCAGAGUAUGGACACAGUGUUUCAAGUGCAGGGGAAACGGUUUCUCAGUAUAACUCCAGUUUAGAGCCACGGACACUGGAAGAAUGUAUGACCAUCCUCUCAGAUCCUCAGAGGGGCGCCCGUUUCCUCAGUGACACAGAGGUGAUGAACCUUGUCACCUCCCGUAACAUCCUGAACUAUAAGCUUGAAGUGGUACUGGAGAGUCCAGAGAGGGGGGUGGCCAUCAGGAGGGAGCUACUUUCAGCCAAACUACCUGUUCCUUCUGCUUUGGCUUGUCUGCCUUAUAAAGACUAUGACUAUUCCAAGGUGAUGGGCACUUCAUGUGAGAAUGUCAUUGGGUACAUGCCAGUGCCAGUGGGAGUGGCAGGUCCUCUUCUGUUGGACGAUAAACAGUUUUACGUUCCUUUGGCGACCACUGAGGGCUGUCUGGUAGCCAGCACUAACAGAGGAUGUAGAGCACUCUCUCUGAGCGGCGGUUGCCACAGCAGGAUCCUAGCUGACAAUAUGACCAGGGGUCCUGUGGUGAGGCUGCCCUCCGCCUGCCGGGCUGCAGAGGCCAAAGUCUGGCUGGAGACCUCAGAGGGGUUCAGUAUUAUCCAAGAGGCCUUUGAUGAGACCAGCAGGUUUGCUCGUCUGGAGAAGGUGUUGGUGGGCUUAGCUGGAAGAAACCUGUACAUCCGUUUCCAGUCUCAGACAGGAGACGCCAUGGGCAUGAACAUGCUCUCCAAGGGGACUGAGCAUGCUCUGCAGAGACUGAAGCAGCAGUUUCCAGACAUGGAGGUGCUGUCUGUCAGUGGCAACUAUUGCACUGAUAAGAAGCCUGCUGCCAUUAACUGGAUUCUGGGCCGGGGAAAGUCUGCAGUGUGUGAGGCUACCAUUCCUGCCAAAGUGGUCAAGGAGGUAUUGAAGAGCAGCACAGCUGCUCUAGUAGAGCUGAACAUCAACAAGAAUUUAGUUGGCUCAGCCAUGGCUGGAAGUAUAGGGGGCUUCAAUGCUCAUGCUGCCAACAUAGUAACAGCCAUCUAUAUUGCUUGUGGACAGGAUCCAGCUCAGACGGUGGGCAGUUCCAACUGUAUAACCCAGAUGGAGCCUGCUGGUCCUGAAGGAGAGGAUCUGUACAUCAGCUGCACUAUGCCCUCCAUAGAACUGGGAACUGUGGGAGGAGGCACCAACCUACCGCCACAGCAGGCCUGUUUACAGAUGCUUGGUGUACAAGGUACCAGUUCACAGCAGCCGGGUGAGAACGCCCGACAGCUGGCCCGUGUGGUCUGUGCCACUGUCCUGGCAGGGGAACUCUCCCUCAUGGCAGCUCUGGCUGCUGGGCACCUCGUCAAAAGCCACAUGACUCACAACAGAUCUAGAACAAAUCUGUCAGAAACACAGUCAUCAAAGUCAGAGACAGCUGCGUGACAAAACCUUCUGCUGGUCCGUCCUCAGUCAGACUGAAGGAGCUGUCCAGCUUUACUGGGACUGAAGCAUCAUCUAAUGAAGUCCUGAAGAGUGUUGUGGGUUGAGAUGAUCAGGAAAAUAAAGACCCGACCCAACACACGCUGAACACCACAGCUGAUGUGCACUUGCUUGUGUGUCACUCAACUGAUUUUAUGUUGCAGUUGCAACUCUGUGGGUUACUACUUUGUGCCAUUUGUCUGCAUGUUAACAGUGUGACACUAACGUAACACACUUUGAGAAAGCCUUCAUUAUUGUCACAAUUGAAUCUUGGAUUGGUGAAAAAAAAAUCCACUAUGCUGCACAAUUGAACUACUAACUUUGUGCCUCUCAGAAGUUGCAUGCCCAGGGUCUAAGAGCUUCUCCACCAAACAGGAGAAGAACAUAGUGAACUUCUGAGGUUUUCUGACGGCUGUGACAUCUGAGUUCUCAGAUGAGUUAGCCUUGCACUUGCCAAAAUCUUAAGAUAGAGCUGUGAUGGUCGAAUAUUAAAAUGCCAACUUUCCAUCUGAAUGUAUGACGUACAUUGUCAGUGUUGAAGUGUUCAUGGACUGCAGGGUAAUACUCGUACAACCCUUUCUGAAUCAAGCUGCUGCUGUAUACUGUGUAUACUGUAGAGUGACUCACAGUGGGACUGCUCGGUUUGUGACUCUGCCAAACUGUUACAGGCUGGAUGCUUCUUUGUGUUGAUAAUUGGAAGAACAAUGGAAAAUCAAAGCCAUAUAAAUUAACUUAAUACAUUUGUUUGCAGAGCGAUUACACGAUUUAACAGCACUGGGAUUGUUUUAAAGCACCAGUGACUGCAGGCUGUGCAUUCAUGUAUUGUCAUAUUGGAAUGCCAGUGAAGCUAAGAGGUGAUCUUACCUGUUUUGAAAAAGUUGAUCCUCGGCAUGUCUUGAAUGUGAAAAGGUAUUAAAUGGAUGACAAUGUUUAUUUAAAUUAAAUAACUCUUAAUAAAAUUGUCUUCUAAUAAAAGGUACAAACACGAAAACUAGAGGAUGAACUUUUUAUUUCACUUUUCAAACAGGGCAAAGUCGUGCCACGUUGUCACAGUACAUUUGUAAGUUGAUCCCACAGAUUUAGUACAGAACAAAUUAUUUACAUAUAGAAAUGCAUUUCUAAUUACAUUCAUAUAACUAAUAAUUCAGCAUUAGAAAUGUCUGCUUUAGGUGAACUGACUUCAGCCUGGCAUCUUUCCACUUAGCUGCAAGGCUGAGUUUCAUCAGGCUUCACUUAGUCUCUCACCCACAUUAGUGGACUAUAAACUCUUACUUCAAUCAAGUGACGGCUGAUAAAGUAGCUUUGUAACAAAUUGACACCGCCCUCAUUGAUACCAACAAGGACACUGGACAACUUUGUGCUGUUCACAGGUGCAUUAAAAUAACUAAGGUGAAUUCUGAAUCUCAAAAAUAAUUAGCAAAGUUACACUUUGUCUAUGCUCCAAAAGCCUCAUUUUACAAAUUGGCUUUGUGAUCCUUCCGUUUCUUGCGUUUGCUGUAAAACUGCUACAACAGUUCAAAUCCCACGUAAAACAUUUCAGUAAUGGUCAAGUACACAAGUGAACAAAACAUGUCAGCAUUCUGCUCCUUUCUAGUUGUAUACAGCACAUCUCCCAAAUACUGACGGGCAUGUGUAUAGAACAGAAGAUCCACCACCAUCAGCUGGUGAUAAUACUUAUGAAGUGAAAUAAAUGUAUGUGAAUCUGACGUCGUCAUAAUACUGCAACGUUAGAGAUGUGUAAAAAUGACCUUCAGCCCUUUGCUGGGAAACCAAAUCAACAGAAAGUGUCACCUGGUUUAUUGAUCUACUACAUAAAUUGCGGGACAACUAAAAAUACAGUCAAUAAGGGGAGAAAAGCCAUGAGGCACUUCACUAGUGAUGACAGGGUGCACUAACAGCACCCGUUGUUCCAUCUGAAACAGUAUUUCCUAAGGCAUUUGGGCUCGGCUUACUUCCAAGCUGAAACAUUAGUGACCCUAUUUACAACUUAUCCAACAUUCAAAGUACUGCAUGUGCUAUGACACUGCAACAUAUUAACAAUGACACAAAUACAAAGCAGAGCAAGUAAUGUACAUGACCUUUCUUUUGUACAUUAAAUAUAUGAAAAGCUCAUGUCAACACAUCCCUCCAUCACUACCAGCAACUGGUGGUUUCAUGAGAGAGACAGUCAAAAAGGUCAAGUCUGUUGUCAUAGGGGUCAAACUCAAGGUUGAUGACAGCCCUCUGGACUUUAAACCAAAAAA
Molecule: messenger RNA, 5038 nt
Organism: Sphaeramia orbicularis (orbiculate cardinalfish)
Lineage: Eukaryota; Metazoa; Chordata; Actinopteri; Kurtiformes; Apogonidae
Product: 3-hydroxy-3-methylglutaryl-coenzyme A reductase-like
Exons: 20
Coding region: 141-2759 (872 amino acids)
Biological process (GO): isoprenoid biosynthetic process; sterol biosynthetic process; coenzyme A metabolic process
Cellular component (GO): endoplasmic reticulum membrane; peroxisomal membrane
Molecular function (GO): hydroxymethylglutaryl-CoA reductase (NADPH) activity; protein binding; NADP binding
Source: RefSeq, a predicted model, not a curated record